Suricata suricatta (meerkat) is the source of this 1320-nucleotide messenger RNA. RefSeq lists its product as uncharacterized. The record is from RefSeq and is a predicted model, not a curated record. The transcript is spliced from 2 exons. Lineage: Eukaryota; Metazoa; Chordata; Mammalia; Carnivora; Herpestidae. The coding region runs from base 173 to 778 and encodes 201 amino acids.
UUUCCGGCGAGCUGGCUAUAAUCCUGUGGGCCGACAGGAUGCCUGCGGAGGAGGGGCUCCGUCAGCCGGCGCCCACGCUAGUCCCAGACGCGGCUGCGGCCCGCCCGCCCCCGCGCGCUCACCUGCGGCUGUGAAGCCCCGCGCCAGCGCACAGGCCAGUUGGCCCGCUCCGAUGAAGCCGACGCUCAUGGCCGCGAGAAGGGGCUCGGCGCCGCCCGGGAGCUGCACGAGGCCGGGCCAACAGACGCCCCCAGCAGCCCGUGCGCGCGCCCCGGAAGCCGGGCCGGCGGAGCUUCCGGCGACUUCGGGACCCCUCCCCACUGCCUACCGGGCAGACGGCACCGCGCCCCCCGCCUGGGCGGCCAAUCCGCGGUCGGGAGCUCGCCGCGGGAGCGGCGAGGGGAGAGAAACGAAUCCUCGAGCGGACCAAUCCGCGGCCGGGACCUCGGGCGGGCCAAUCCGCGGCCGGGAACUCGAGCCGUGUGCCCGCCCCUUGCGCCCGGUGUUGGAUGGUCAGAACAUCAGAAGCAGAGGCCGGAAGUCGUGGACUGCCCCUCGCGUGUUCGCCUGGAGGCGACCCCAGACGUUUGGCAAACACUUGACGGGCAGAGCGUCCCGAGAAGAGAACUCCCCGCCACCUCAGGAGUGCAAGGUACACGACCCCAAGACAGUGGUGACCUGCCCUUCACUGCCCACCUGCUCGGACCCACGACCUUUGUCCCACACUUUCUUUAGACGAACCUGGAUGUACUUCGAGCACUUCGGACACGGUCUUUGAUACCCUAGUCUGCAGUCUCAGGGUGGCGGCCUCACUGAAAUGAAUUACUUUACUGUUUCCCCACCAUCCCUCUCUCUGCCUCUAAUUUUGUGCGUGGCCAGCGGCCUAACCUGGUCUCUCUGGGACCACCCCCUACCCCGCCUCGCCCCCUCCCCCGCGCCAUGGCCAGAUGCUCUUGCCCCCUGCGUCCUGGGUACAGGUAAGGCCCCGCCAAGUACACGGAGGCCUAUGCCUCCGCCACCCCACUACUCGGUGUAUACGCCCCCUACACGGGCAGUUUCCAUUUUCAACCGCAAUAAAAGUGUAAGGGGCCUUGGGGACUGGGUGACCAAAAUACGGAGGAAAGAGUUGGCUUCCCUGGAGGACUCGCCAGAGCCUGAGAGACUGAAGGCUACCCAGCGCCGGUCCGCCUGGGGUUCUGCUGUCCUGGUCCCGCCCCCUCCCUGCUGCCCCUCACCAGCUUCCUCUACCUGCUCCCCCUGAGUAAGCCCCCACCCCCUCAGUUCUUGCAGCACAAUAAAUGUUCACAAGUUUUAAAUUUU